CAAGCAGCACACACAGUAGCCCAGGCUUGUGCAGCACUGCAGUCUGUCUCAAAACAGCCUCCAGUCCUCUGCUCCUGGAUCCUACCAUGGUCCUGGGCUUCAUGCUCCUGUUGCUGGUGGGGACAGCAGGGUCAGCCUGCAGGGCCCAGCCGGUGCUGACCCAGCCAGCUGCCGUGCAGGUGCUGCCUGGGGAAACUGCCCAGCUGUCCUGUGUCCUCAGCCCCCAGUACAACAUCAGCGACUUUGGCAUCACCUGGUACCAGCAGCGCCCAGGGCAGGCCCUAAGGUACCUGCUCUACUACAACUCGGAGCGAGACAAGCACAAGCCCGCCAGGAUUCCUGAUCGCUUCUCUGCUACCAAAGACCUUGCCCUCAACGCCUGCAUCCUCAUCAUUGCUGCUGCCCAGGAGGAAGACAACGGUCGCUAUUUCUGCUCAUUGCCCCUCACCACCAACUGGCUGUAGAAGCAGGGAGCAAACCCAGCUAGCUCACCCCACACAAAUAUGAUGUGAUGCUGUCAGCAGACAGAAUGGCAGCCGCGGAAAGAACAGACAAGGCCUCCCUGCAGGCUGAGGCUCUGGCGCGGUUUAAUAAUGGUAAUAAAUGUAAUCAGUACAAUAAAUGUAAUAAAGAUUUGUCCUCACACACUGUUUAGU
Lagopus muta (rock ptarmigan) is the source of this 656-nucleotide messenger RNA. RefSeq names its product pre-B lymphocyte protein 3-like. Bases 87 to 464 code for a protein of 125 amino acids. The record is from RefSeq and is a predicted model, not a curated record. Lineage: Eukaryota; Metazoa; Chordata; Aves; Galliformes; Phasianidae. Gene Ontology annotation, biological process: immunoglobulin production; immune response. The transcript is spliced from 2 exons.